Molecule: messenger RNA, 357 nt
Organism: Perkinsus marinus ATCC 50983
Lineage: Eukaryota; Perkinsozoa; Perkinsida; Perkinsidae
Product: cu/zn superoxide dismutase, putative
Exons: 3
Coding region: 1-357 (118 amino acids)
Biological process (GO): removal of superoxide radicals
Molecular function (GO): copper ion binding; superoxide dismutase activity
Source: RefSeq, a predicted model, not a curated record
AUGUUCACUUUGAAGGUCGCCAUUCUGCCAUUAGUCGUAGCUCUGCGUAGUCCGAACAAAGCAUGUGCCGAUCUUUGCAGAGUAACACCGGGGUGCGUCGACANNNNUCAUGGUGAUCGCAACUCCAGAGUUAGACACGUUGGAGAUAUGGGUAACAUCAUAGCCGAUGGAAAUGGCAGAGCUAGAGGCUCCUUCUACCACGAUCUGAUUGUGCUCAGUGGUCCAACAUCAUCUCUCAAUCGUGCAGUCGUUCUCCACGCUAACCGGGACGAUCUGGGCCAGGGUGGUGACGCCUCCUCGAAGGCAACCGGUAACUCCGGCGCUCGUCUGGUCUGCGGGAAGAUCGCCCUCGAUUAG